GCUUUUUAGUGUGGAAUUUUGUGUCAGGUGUAGUGGGUAAGGGAAAGCUAGAGGUUUCUGAGCAUUUCAACUUCUAGGGUUUUUCACUCUGCUUUUCUUCAUUUUCCAACAAUCUGCGUUGUGCCAUAGCAUGUGCGAUUAUUUAUCUUCUGAAAUUGCACUCUUUUGGGUGUAGUAGUAGGGUUAGAGAGUAAUUCAACGCUGAAAUUUUCAAUGGAGUAUUUUCCUUCUCAACAUGGCUUGCAAUUCGAAUCUGAACCUGGCGCCUACAAUGGUGAUGCGAAUGACGAGCUCGCAAAACCCUCCCCCAAUCCUCGUGAUUCGUCUUCAGGGAAACUUUUCGUUGGGGGCAUUUCGUGGGAAACUUCUCAAGAAUCAUUUUUUAAUUACUUCAGCAAAUAUGGAGAAGUAACAGAUUCGGUAAUAAUGACAAAUAAACUUUCUGGAAGGCCACGCGGCUUUGGCUUUGUAACAUUUGCCGAUUCAGCUGUAGCAGAUGAUGUUUUGGCCCAGGAACAUACCAUUGAUGGCAGAGUGGUUGAAGUGAAGAGGACAGUCCCUAGGGAGGACAUGGAAGGAAUUGGAGUACUAAAAACAAAGAAGAUAUUUGUAGGGGGAAUACCCCAACUUUUCACUGACGAUGAGUUGAGGGGAUACUUUUCACCUUAUGGCGAUGUUGUUGAGUGCCAAAUCAUGUUAGAUCACAAUACUGGGCGAUCUAGAGGCUUUGGAUUUGUAACUUUUGACAACGAAGAUUCAGUCGAAAAGGUGUUUUCAGCGGGAAAAAUACAUGAAAUUGGAGGCAAGCAGGUUGAAAUUAAGAGAGCUGAGCCCAAAAGAUCUGGAGUUGAUCACAUCAGUAGUACCUCACGAAAGUCAUAUGGUGGUUUUAGCAAUGGAAUGGAUGGAUAUGGUGGGAAUAGCUCAAGAAAUCGUAAUCAUGGAAAAAGAGGUGGACAGUAUACAGAUUCUGGAAUGAACGGUGCAUAUGGCUACUUUGAGGGAAGCUUUGGCGGAAGUGCUGCUACUGUUUAUGGUGGUUAUUGUGGAUAUGGUUAUGGUUUUGGAUAUGGUGGACCGAUGUAUUGCUAUGGCGGCUAUGGACUGAAUUCUUAUGGUAAUCCUGGGGUUUAUGGUGGCGGCACUAUCUCCCAUGGAGAUGGUAAUGCAUAUGGAAGAAACGUUAGUUUCAACCGCAGCAGUGGAUAUGAUGGUGGGAAAGGGGCUGAGAAGGACGAUGGUCCUACAACUGGAAGGUACCAUCCUUACUGGAAAUGAAUUUUGGUAUCCAGAGUCUGCAGACCGUACAAUGCUCCAAAAGGUAUGGCUGCGACAGCAGUAGCACCCUCCAGGUUUGAUGCAGAUAUAAUUCAUUCAGAUGAGAAGUUGGGAAACAAAAGGUAUAUAUGUUAUUGUAUCUAAUGGAUUUUGCAAAACUUUCUUGGAGUUUCUUUGAUAAGGACUAGGCUGAUUUCUAGAAGCGUCAUAUAUGAAAGGUCCCUAGAUGCUGGUAAAAAUUAACUACCAGAAGCCAAAAUCACACACAAACACUUAGAUUUCUCGCUACAAAUAUGUUAAGAAUCAGGUUUAUUCAAAAUCAUCUCGGUGGAAAUGGGUAUACUAGCUGAACAUCGUUGGUUCUAACUAGGUUUAAGGGAAUUUGUUUGAUAUGACAUAAUUUAGGAGUAAACUUAUAUUUUUGUAAAUGUUUGAAAUACUUUUUGAACUUUUUC
This is a messenger RNA of Vigna umbellata (rice bean), 1733 nucleotides long. Its product is annotated as RNA-binding (RRM/RBD/RNP motifs) family protein. Gene Ontology annotation, molecular function: RNA binding. Lineage: Eukaryota; Viridiplantae; Streptophyta; Magnoliopsida; Fabales; Fabaceae. The record is from RefSeq and is a predicted model, not a curated record. Gene Ontology annotation, cellular component: nucleoplasm; chromatin. Gene Ontology annotation, biological process: regulation of gene expression.